UGAUUGGCUGGCCGGCCUGUCCGUCAGCGCUCAGCUGAACGGAAGCGAGGGGCAGCAGAAGAGUGUUGCGGUCAGCAGAGAUGAACUCUUUAGAGCAGGCUGAAGAUCUAAAGGCCUUUGAGAGAAGACUGACAGAGUAUGUCUCCUGUUUACAACCUGCGACGGGCAGGUGGAGAAUGAUUCUGAUUGUGGUUUCUGUCUGUACGGCUACUGGGGCGUGGAAUUGGUUGAUAGACCCCGACACACAGAAGGUCUCCUUUUUAUCAUCACUUUGGAAUCAUCCCUUCUUCACCAUCAGCUGCAUCACUCUAAUAGCCCUCUUCUUCGCUGGGAUACACAAACGAGUCGUAGCACCAUCAAUAAUUGCUGCACGUUGCCGCACAGUUUUAGCAGAAUACAACAUGUCCUGUGAUGACACGGGGAAACUCAUUCUCAAACCGCGACCACACAUCCAGUGAGGACAUUCUGGCGUCUCUAUUCAGCCGAGUCUUGACUGACAGCAAGCGCUCACAGUGUCCCUCGUCCGUCGGGUGCCCUGCGCAGCAUGGAGAUGGAUUUUGUUCACUUUAGGAACGAAGAAACGAACUAAUUGAGGCUUUUAACAGUGUCCCCCAUGUUGUUGCCAUUGAAGCUGCUGAUCUGCUCACAUAACCUUCGAUGUAUUUUACACAUUCAGUGUGAGUGCAGAUGUUUUUUUUUUGUCUGUUUCUGAUUUCAGCAUGUAUUUUAUCUAAAUGUUUCUAUUUUUAAAGUUAUUUACACAAUAAAUAGACCAG
Messenger RNA from Cololabis saira (Pacific saury), 776 nucleotides. RefSeq names its product CTD nuclear envelope phosphatase 1 regulatory subunit 1 (gene cnep1r1). Gene Ontology annotation, cellular component: Nem1-Spo7 phosphatase complex; cytoplasm. Bases 81 to 458 code for a protein of 125 amino acids. The transcript is spliced from 6 exons. The record is from RefSeq and is a predicted model, not a curated record. Lineage: Eukaryota; Metazoa; Chordata; Actinopteri; Beloniformes; Belonidae.